AUUUUCUGGCAAACCCACAGAUCUACGCUACAUGCACCAUUUUCACUGCUAUUAUAAUCAAGUAGUCAUGAAUACUUCCGGUUAAUUGUAGAUACAAAGAUCAAAGUCCUUUUUCAGCACCAUCGAGGAAAAUAUACAUAAUUUUGUUUGAUUAAUACCUGAGUACAAGGAGACAGGAAAAUGGACAGCGGAGUGACAGUAAUAACCAAUCCCACGGUGAAUGUGCGCUUAACAAGCACCCUCUCCUCCUUCGAGGUGCAGCGCAGGUUCAACAGAGGGAUCAGUAUAGCAGAACUAAAGGGAAAGUUGGAGAUGAUUGUGGGUGCACCGGCCUCCUGCAUGGACCUGGAGUUAUUCAGCAUCUCUGACAAGUUCCUGCAAAAAAUGGAUGAGAAUGAAGCUCUGCUAGGAUCGUAUCCUGUGGAUGACGACUGCAGAAUACACGUUGUUGAUAGAAGUGGUGGGCAGAUGGGCGAAUUCACUGAUGUUUCCAAAGUGGAGAAAUUUGAGCUCCCAGAUGAUGCUUAUGAUAAGAGAACAGACACAGCCAGGUCAUUUAUGAAGAAGCAACGUGUGGGUCGCUUCAAUGAGGAAGAAAUGGCCAAGAAGAAGGCGGAGAAUGCUGCACGGGAAGAGGAGCAGAAGGCUGCUGCCGAUGCCAUUGCAGUUGGCGGCCGCUGCAAAGUGCAGGUCCCCGGUCAGCCCACGAAGCUUGGCACAGUCAUGUAUGUUGGAACAACAGAUUUCAAGCCGGGCUACUGGGUGGGUGUGAAGUAUGAUGAACCACUGGGCAAACACAAUGGAACUGUUGAAGGGAAGCAGUACUUUGAGUGCGAGAACAAAUACGGUGCGUUUGUGAAGCCCCUGAGUGUGACUGUGGGGGAUUUCCCUGAGGAGGACUACGGUUUAGACGAGAUCUAGGACUGCACAGUUUUUCUGCCCCAACCUCGCACCUUUAUCCAUUCACCAAGCAGAGAAGAUGGCGCGUCAUUUUAGUGUGGCAAAUUAGAAUUGUUUUGCCUGUGCUUCUCUGGAAGGCAUGAUCCUAAAGCACUUUCUCAGUAACUUGACAGACUUUUGGGUUCUCGUACCAACAGGCAUUUCAUAAGGUUGGGGAUUUUUUUCUUUUUCUUUUUUUUUUUGCAGCAAAAUGAAGGUUUCUGUUGUUUGUUCCUUACUACAAACACUUCUGUUCAAGUCAUAGCGCUUCCUGUAAUUGUACUUUAUUUUUGUUCUCAUGUUUAGUAAAUGUCAUUGUGUACAAAGAUUAUUGUAUAUAACUGUUUAUAGUUAUCUGUAGUCUUUGCAUUUUUUUUUUUUUGGUUUAAAGACUGAGUUGCUGGUAGGAAAAUUCACCCAGCCACACUUUGACACUAAGAUAAAAAGCGGCAUUGUGUUACUAACUUUGUAUAAGUGAGUUAAACCCGAGGUGCUUUUUCUUCCUGUCGCUUAAGAUUCUUGCUCGCUGGCAAAUUUAAUGUCUGACUCACAAGGAUUUUGGCAGAAGAGGAAGAAACAGUAGAUCCCAUCUCACCAGAUAUAUUUCCUGCUCUUUUUUGUUGUACUUUGCAGUUAAAAAUUUCCUCAUAGACAAACUGUGCCUGAAAUUUUUGUGCCAAAGUGUGCAAGGGUCGAUGUUUUUUCUUUUUCUUUAAAAGUUCAAUUCGUUAUUUUUGUUUGGAAGUAGGAUGUGCAACAGUCCAGAUUUUAGCUUUCAGAGUAAAGAUAAAAUGUAAUUUCCAUUUAUUUUUCUGUGACACAAUUCUUCUUGUUAAACAUUAAAUUUGUGCACUUGAAUGUAUCAUGCGUGUGUUGAACCACUGAACUAAAAGAGCUUUCAAAUUUAAAAUUUGAUGAGGCUCAGUUUUACUAUUUUCUUCACUGAGCAAUCUGAAUUUACUUAAAGCUCCAGUCACACAUGCCUACAGACCAGCCAGCGACCCAUUGGCAACCCCAAAAAUAUGACUUCGAGCAACCGCUAAAUCACUGAAAUUCAACUUUUCAUUGGGUGGGUGGUUGGUGAUGGAGAAUGCAUUUUUUUUCCCCUAGUGACCAGUGAUUGCUCACUUAUUUCUGUGACUUAAUUCAGCCUAUUUUCAAGUCUUUAAUUGCUGCAGUUUAAUGUAAACACAGCAUGUUAAAUUUCACAGAGAACAUCAGAAUCAGAAUACUUUAUUAGUCCCAGAGGAAAUUAUUUAAAUGUUAAUGAGUCAGCUUUGGUUCUAAACCUUUCAUUAUGUAUCGAUUCAUGCUUGAGUAAACUCUGAAAUAAACCUGGUUAUGAUUACCGCCUGUAGCACAGUUAGCAAUUGUUUUUGUGAAGUGUACAAAGUACCUUCAGAUGCAUUUUGAUCGUACAUACUCGAAGGCCAUCAAGUUAAAACACAACACUCACUCUUGGACUGUGUUUCAAAUGGCCUUAUUUAUGCUUUGUUUUAUGUUACUGAUCAAAACCUCUUCAUGUCUUUGUCCUCUAUUGCUUAUAGAACAAAUGUAAAAGUCUUUUUAAGGAAAUGUCACACAUGGAAAAUUGUCCAAGUGUUUUCUCUUUUCCUUAAAAUCUGUGUCUAUCUGAGGUACUGGUGUUAUGUGCCAAAGCGUAAUGAUUAGAAAUGAGAAGUGUUUACCAGUACACUUAUAGCUUAUUAAAGUGAGUGAAUCUA
Messenger RNA from Oreochromis niloticus (Nile tilapia), 2663 nucleotides. RefSeq names its product tubulin folding cofactor B (gene tbcb). NCBI's taxonomy places the organism in Eukaryota, Metazoa, Chordata, Actinopteri, Cichliformes, Cichlidae. Gene Ontology annotation, biological process: cytoplasmic microtubule organization; post-chaperonin tubulin folding pathway; tubulin complex assembly. Gene Ontology annotation, molecular function: alpha-tubulin binding; microtubule plus-end binding. The record is from RefSeq and is a predicted model, not a curated record. Gene Ontology annotation, cellular component: nucleus; cell cortex; microtubule plus-end. The transcript has 7 exons. The coding region runs from base 181 to 921 and encodes 246 amino acids.